Molecule: messenger RNA, 3577 nt
Organism: Salmo salar (Atlantic salmon)
Lineage: Eukaryota; Metazoa; Chordata; Actinopteri; Salmoniformes; Salmonidae
Product: tetratricopeptide repeat protein 19, mitochondrial
Biological process (GO): mitochondrial respiratory chain complex III assembly
Cellular component (GO): mitochondrial inner membrane
Molecular function (GO): protein binding
Source: RefSeq, a predicted model, not a curated record
GAAUGUUGAACAUUAUUUUAUUACUUUUUUUUUUACACACACAAAAAAAAACGUUUACAUAAGAACAACUUACACACACAAUCAUACACCGACUACAUCUCAUCUUCCCAGACCAGCAUGCUCACAGCCCAUCCCUAGUGCCUGCAUUAUUGUUUGCCACUUGGCCUUAAAUUGUCCCAAUUUGUUUUUCAUGGUAUUUCAAUAAUUAAUCAUUAGAUUUUUCUAUUGUGUCAAUGAUGGCGGAUUGAUUGACUUCCAAGUUUGUAGUAUACCUUUUUUUCGUGAUGAGAAUCGUCCAGCCCAUUGGUUAUCUCACUACACCCUCAUAUGCCAUGUCUUGAAAUAUGCAGACAGACGGAUUAAAAGUACAUUUACAUUGUAAUAAUAGACAGCCAAUUUUCUAGUUUCGCCCACAAUUUCCGGCCUUUUGUAGCAUUCCCAGAAAGCAUGGAUUAAUUGCGUUCAUAUAUUUUAUCGGCAUGCUUCUUGUACUUGAUUUAAUAUUUUUUUAGUAUGUUAUUUACAAUGUUACUUAUUUUAUUACUAUGACACCAUUGCACUGUGUGAGAAGUCUGCAAGGCCAUGACAAUACAAUUAGAUUUGACUGGGAUUUGAUUUGUAGUCACUAGUGUCGCUGACCCGGAGAACGGCGGGCCAUGGGCGGUUGGGCUGCGUGAGGAAAACGGCACGGUGAACGCGAGCUAUGUACUAUGACACCGUUGGCACUGUGUGAGACGUUUUCUUUUCUAACGGAGAUGUACAUUUGAAUCACCUGUAGUGUACAGCAGCAGUCAUGUUCCAAACAACUGGAAACUCAGAAGAAGAAAAAAAUAAUACGAGGUCAAAUAAUGACGUCAGUGACCUUCAGAUCGGAGCUCCUGAAAUGUUCCGAGUUCACAAGUUGGAUGACCUUUCAAAUCGAUUUUUCCCAGUUUUGAGCGCACUGAAGUCGGGAGAUGUAUCCAAAUCCGAGUUCCCAGUUGUUUUGAGCGCACUGAAGUCGGGAGAUUUAUCCAAAUCCGAGUUCCCAGUUGAACGCGGCAAAAGGCUUGUGGGUAGCUGGUGCUUCAGAGGGUAGCUACCAGAUAGCUUAGAAAAACGAAUUGGUUGUGUAAUUUAUAAUGCAUUUUGUUUUUGUUCGGUACAAACUUGCUCCCAAUUUAAGAAGAAAUACCCGUAGACGUUCGUUCUCCAUUUUUGAAUUGGAGAUCUCAUGCUGGUAACGCUAGUCUGCUGUCGUCUUUUCCACUGCCCUGAAAAUCUCAUCAAACACUGUUGUUUAAUCGUUUCUGAUGCUCCUCUGCUACCUUCUUUCCCACUGUCCCAAAUAACUCAACAGCUACUGCUGUUAAUCGCUCGGUAAUAAACACAUUCAACAGCUGUACUAUAGACAUUUUGGACAAAGUACACUUCAGAUGCUCAUAAACAAAAUCAACUGAAGGUAGUCGUAUUGACCGCGGGCGCAGAGAAUCACUUCCGGGACAAGUUUUUUGGUAUUGCCCUUCAAAAUAGAAAAUAUUGAUGUAUUCAAUACAUAUGCGAAAAUAUAGUAAUUAUUAAGAAAAUAAUUAAUAAUAUUGUUAUGUACAAAUUCCCUUUUUAUGUUUAACGCUUUUUGAUUACAAAGAGUGACGUGUUUUGGUCUUCCACCAAAACUUCCCGACUGAAUUGUAACGUAUUUUAAAAUGGCGUUACCCGCUGUCACUCGUGCGGUCUUUGCUAAUAGGAAUCAAAUAAAGCAAUUUAUGUCAGAGGGCUCCCGCAACCUGUCUUUAGGUAGUCGAGUUCAUGCGAGGACACAGUCAUUGAAAUGUCUGAAAUGGACGACUUCUCAAUCGAAUGCUGUCCAUGCUACUGUGCACGGAAGGUCACCGCUAUACCGCAGCUGCGAAAGCAAUGGCGAUGAAAAUAGUCGCGCUACUAGUAACUGGACUUAUACAAUGGGGAGUGUAAUUGCGUUCUCUCUCUUCAGCAAAGCUGAGGAGGACACCAGAACUGAUGCCCAGAAGAAAGAAGAUGAGAUUAUUUUACUUUUGAAGAGAGCCAAGCUCAGUAUGAUGCGGGGGCAGUUGCAUGGAGCCAAUGGAUUCCUCCACCAGGCCAUCGCGUUGGCCCACCAGUCUAACAAUACACAAGCUAUCAUCUACACCUACAGCUUGAUGGCGAACCUUGCCUAUGUCCAAGGUCAUCUGGAUAAUGCAGAGAAACUGUUCAAAGUGGCCAUGAGUUUCAUGUUGUCCGGAGGAACACCACAGGAUGACAAUGGGGUCAUUGAGAUGUCCUUGAAGCUCGCUACCAUAUAUGCCGGCCAGGAGAAGAAUGACUUGGCAAAGAUGGGUUUCCAGUUUUGCACUGAAUCCCUUGAAGCCAAGUUGGAGAAAUUCAAUGAACUUCCUGCUGAGGAGCAAUCGGAGGAGUUGCGGAAGGAGACCCGGCUCCUGCUGGGCCUGACCCUGGACUCCCACGCCCGCUACAUGGUCGCUAUACACCGCCUGAGCCAGGCGGUGGUGGACUACAAGCAAGCCUUGCUGAUCUGUCAGGAAGAGCAGGGACAGACCCACCCACAGUCCUUGGUGCUGAUGAGUGACCUGGCCACCAUCCUGGACAUGCAGGGUCGCCACGACGAGGCUCUGCCCCUGGUGAAGCAGGCUGUGGAGCUGAGCAGAGAAGCCGGCCACCCUGACCAACAUGUGCUGCUGGGAAACAUGGCAGGCAUCCUACUGCACAAUGAUCUUUUUGAGGAGUCUGUGAAGGUGUACAAGGAGGCCCUGGCUCUGGCCCAGUCUGCAGGAGAUGAAGAAGCAGUGGAGCAGAUACAGGAGGGACUGAAAGAGGUGGGCAACAGGAGGAAAGCACAGAAGGCAGAAGCAGCCAAGAAUAAGACGGACUGACCAGUUGGAUCAACUAAACUAAUCUUAUUAACACAACCCCAAGCAAUCUCUCUGAACUCGUCUGUGCUGAAGGGAUCGGAGUGGUCAGUGUUAGCACCAGUUAUGGAGUACAGGGCAUUUAGCUCAGAAAGAGAAGAACAAACACAAUAACACUGUCACAUUACAACAGAUGUCUUGGAACAGUUUCUUACAAUGGGCAAUUAACAAUUUCGUCUGUAUUGUGGUCUGUUUGUUGUCAGAUUGGCUUAAGAUGUAAGGGGAACACCUCAGGGCUUAAUUAAGUCGAUGGCCAGAAUUCAAUCCAAGGUGUGUUGUCGACAAGCGUAAUUGUACUUGACUUUUAAAUUAUGACUUUAUAUUUACUUUUGUGCUGGCAUCUUCAGAGUUUGUCAUGAAUGCGAUCUCUCCACGAACGUCGAGGGGAAAUGCCUUUUUACAAAGGCACAUUGUCGACAAUGUGUCUUGUUUGAAUUCCAUCCUGAAUGAUGGUGCCUUAGUCUGAUGACUUGCCAUUGCUAUCUGAAUCACUAUAAAUGAAACUAAGAUAUGUAAAUGUUUGUAUAUACAAAAUGUUUUAUGGGCUAGAAUGUGACAUAGGACUUAACUGGCAGCUUCAAGAGUGAAAGGCCUAAUCAAUAACCUUUGUGUGAACAGAGAUGUAUCAUAAUAAAAACUCUGAGAUGGUA